AUGGAUGAAAGCAGAGACCAUCAUUCUUCAAUGGAUAUGAGCAGAGACCAUCAUUCUUCAAUGGAUAUGAGCAGAGACCAUCAUUCUUCAAUGGAUAUGAGCAGAGACCAUCAAUCUUCAAUGGAUAUGAGCAGAGACCAUCAUUCUUCACUGGAUAUGAGCAGAGACCAUCAUUCUUCAAUGGAUAUGAGCAGAGACCAUCAUUCUUCAAUGGAUAUGAGCAGAGACCAUCAAUCUUCAAUGGAUAUGAGCAGAGACCAUCAUUCUUCACUGGAUAUGAGCAGAGACCAUCAUUCUUCAAUGGAUAUGAGCAGAGACCAUCAUUCUUCAAUGGAUAUGAGCAUACACCAUCAUUCUUCACUGGAUAUGAGCAGACACCAUCAUUCUUCACUGGAUAUGAGCAGACACCAUCAUUCUUCAAUGGAUAUGAGCAGAAACCAUCAUUCUUCAAUGGAUAUGAGCAGAGACCAUCAUUCUUCAAUGGAUAAAAGCAGAGACCAUCAUUCUUCAAUGGAUAUGAGCAGAGACCAUCAUUCUUCAAUGGAUAUGAGCAGAGACCAUCAUUCUUCAAUGGAUAUGAGCAUACACCAUCAUUCUUCACUGGAUAUGAGCAGACACCAUCAUUCUUCACUGGAUAUGAGCAGACACCAUCAUUCUUCAAUGGAUAUGAGCAGAAACCAUCAUUCUUCAAUGGAUAUGAGCAGAGACCAUCAUUCUUCAAUGGAUAUGAGCAGAGACCAUCAUUCUUCAAUGGAUAUGAGCAGAGACCAUCAUUCUUCAAUGGAUAUGAGCAGAGACCAUCAUUCUUCAAUGGAUAUGAGCAGAGACCAUCAUUCUUCACUGGAUAUGAGCAGACACCGUCAUUCUUCAAUGGAUAUGAGCAGAGACCAUCAUUCUUCAAUGGAUAUGAGCAGACACCAUCAUUCUUUAAUGGAUAAGAGCAGAGACCAUCACUCUUCAAUGGAUAUGAGCAGAGACCAUCAAUCUAGGUCAUAA
Acipenser ruthenus (sterlet) is the source of this 996-nucleotide messenger RNA. RefSeq names its product histidine-rich glycoprotein-like. The record is from RefSeq and is a predicted model, not a curated record. The transcript has a single exon. NCBI's taxonomy places the organism in Eukaryota, Metazoa, Chordata, Actinopteri, Acipenseriformes, Acipenseridae. Bases 1 to 996 code for a protein of 331 amino acids.